AUGUUGUCUUUCGUCUUCAACAUCAGCAGUGCUUUGGAUGCAUCAGUCUUCAAAAGCAGCUUGCAACACUCCAGAUGGCCCUUGACGGCGGCCACAAAUAGAGGAGUUCUUCCCCAAAAGUCUUGCUUCAAUGGGUCUGCCUUGCUACCUAGCAAGUGCCUCAGGGUCUCCAGGUCGUCUUGGAAGGCGGCAUGCGCCAGGCAUGCCGUCGCCGGGCGAGCGCUCGUGCAACCUGCGCUCGUGCUGGCGCCCUCCGCACGCUCGCAGCACCCUCCACCUUCAGCUUCGCCCACUGGCAGCUCGGCAGAGUCAGUGGACAUGGACAUUGGAAGCCGUAGGGCCGAAGCCGGCGCAUGCAGCUUGAGCCAGAGGACGCAGAAACGGCAUUCCAAAACGCUUUCUCCUGGCUGA
This is a messenger RNA of Durusdinium trenchii, 411 nucleotides long. The record is from the annotation of a GenBank genome assembly. Lineage: Eukaryota; Dinophyceae; Suessiales; Symbiodiniaceae.